GGAUAUGGGAUACAAUUUUCUGGUAGCCCUGUCUAGGAAUAAGGAGUAUGGCCGCAGUACACUUUGGUAUGGCGACUAGUUCUGGUGAGUGUAAAACAGUGUAAAAUUUACCUGUUGAUAAUCAAAUUGGAUUUCGCUGAGGAGGAAAUUAUCGAAUUAUUGUAACUCCAACGAGGCGAACCGCCUCCAGCAAACUCCUCGAUUAACACGAUAUUCUGCUCUAAUGAGCUGGUCACUAUUUUCAUACAUAACAAGUGUAACCAAACGAUGUACCAGCAUCUCAAGAGUACGAAAAUUAGGAAAGAAGUAUUGUCAUUAUCUAUACAUGUAGCAUAAGCUGCUGGAUGAUGGUACGCAACGUGACAAAUGCUUUGUGAACAACUUGACAGAUCAGGAUAUGUCAGUGAUUUCAUUCACGUGUACAGAGAUAAAUAAGAAUGUAAAGUAAUUGACGUGUUUACCAGCAUAAUUAGGUCUCCUUGUUUUUUUUUUUUAAAUCUGUGUAUAAAAAAUUUCGUAUGGGAGAAUGGCAAUUCGUAUCGCAUUAGAAUGUGGGCACACAUCAAUGUUACGUAUGCGUCCCACCCCUGAAGGGUACACUCAUGAUUGGGAAGUAUUUGUGCGUGGUAUGGACAAUGCUGAUAUUCAUCACUAUGUGGAAAAAGUGGUCUUUCAAUUACAUGAGACAUUCCCAAAACCAAAGAAGAUCUUAAAAGACCCACCGUUUGUGAUAAAACAAUCUGGUUACGCUGGCUUCGAAAUCCCCAUUCAUAUUUAUUUGAAGAACAAGGACGACGGCAACAAAAGGAUAGAAAUUUUAUAUGACCUUAAUUUGCAAACCAGUGGUCCUGCAUACACAAAUGUCAUAAAACACAUUGAAACUAUUAGCAAUCCUUCAGAUGAGUUUAGAAGAAAACUGUUGAAGGGUGGUGGUAUUCCUGUAUCGACGUCCGAAUAUUCAUCUGAGAAGAGUGAGACAAAAACCCCAACUAUGGUUAGCAAACCAAAGUUGAGUGGGAGUGAUUCAAAAAGGCACAAAAAUGUAGAAUCGAAAACUUCAAAUUCCUUUGCUGAAUUAUUUGGAACACCGUUGAAACCUACGAAGGUUUCCCAAGACACCAAAAAGCUUACACAGCCUGAAAGAUCAUCUGCUUCUAAGUCAUCAGUUACCACAGAAAAGUCUGAUAAGGUGGAUAAAGCAAAACUUAAAGAUAGCCCUCACAAGGAUGGUAAAAAGGAAAAGCUAGAUGAUAAAAAGGAUAAGAAAAUUAAAGAUCAAUCGAAAGAUAAAACUCGAAGUAAAGAGAAAUCAAAAAGGCCUCCGAGUCCGGGAAAUAGAAGCCAUUCUAGCCCUUCGAAUAAGAGACCUUUGUCACCUCCAGCCAUACCAGUAAAGAAACCUCCUAGUCCUCUUCCCCCUCCAAAAAGAUCAGCUUCCCCAAAGCCUAAAGAUAAAGAACUGAAGAAAGUACCCGCAGAAAAGGAGAAAGAGAAGAGUAAGGAGAAAGUUAAAGAUAGCUCGAAGAAUAUUGCCGACUCUUCAAAAAGUGAGAAGAAGAAAGAUAAGAAGAAGCACAAGGAAGAUCGGGAUAAAGAGCGGAAAGAUAAAUAUAAGGAUGGAGAACAGUCUAGUUCGAAAGAACCGAUGAAAGUUACUGAAAAGAAAAAUGACAAGCCGGAGAAAUCAGAGAGAGCAGAGAAAGAGAAGAAUCAAGAGUACAAAUCUACGAAAGAUGGAAGAAAGUCACCAAAACCUCAAAAAGAAAGUGAGAAACCAAAGGAUGACAAAUUGUUGAAAAUUGAAAAAUCGGAAAAGACUGAGAAAACUGAUAAAACGAAGGACGGCAAAACUGAGAAAGACAGGCAGAAGCACAAGCACAAGAAAAGGGAUAAAAAGGACAAGCGAGAUAGUAGCAAAGAUAGGGAGAGAAAGGAGAAACGAGAAAGGAUAAAAUCGUCAGUGGAUAAACAAAAUAACGUGCCUAAUGCUUCUGUAGCUAAUCCUCUCUCAGCUCUCUUGGCAGAAAUUCCGGAAAGAGACAGUAGUGAUUCAGCGCCAUCCGUAGAUGAAGAUUCUUACUCGGAAUCAAAAUUAGUGCCUACUAUUAAGAAAGAAACAGAGAAUUUGACAGUAUCUACACCGCCUACAGAAAUGGCUAAACCACUUUCGCCUGCAAUGCCAAUGAUGGACAUCAAGAAGGAGAAAGUAGAACGAAUUAAAAGGGAGAAACCUAAGGGAAGUAAAGGGGAGGAAAAGGAGACGCGGAAGAGGAAACGAAAAAGUGAUAGUAAACUUGACGAUGAGCCAGCGAUCAAAAGGGAAAAGGAUAGAGGUCAUUCAACAUCUCCUACUUUAGAACCUGUGUCGUCGAGUCAAUCGCCAGUCGUAGUGGACCAGGAAAUGGUUCAUGUGAAGGAGGAACGUAGUGUCAAGGAGGGACAAAUCAUUGAAAAGAAUGUAGAAGUGGAAGCAGAACAAGUGGCCCCCGAUUCAACGAAUAGUACUUUAGUUGAUUCCGAUAUGGGAGAACCGCCAGUGUUUUCGGAAGAUUACGUGUCACAGUUGAAAGACUUGCAGCAAAAAAUAAUGACUUUGCAAGAUAACGAGGAAUUACAAAGAGUUGUUCAGGUAAUUGCGGAAACUGGUCAAUACGAGAUCACGAAAAAGACGUUUGACUUUGAUCUGUGUGCUUUAGAUCGUAGAACGGUACAGCGUUUGCAACAAUUCUUUGCAUCGUGACCGUCUAUAGUUUAGGUCAGAAUAUUCUUUAUAACAUAUUAAUAUUCUAUGUAUAUUAAGUCAUUAAGUUAUAUGAGCUUACAAGAGAGAUUCUUUCAAACAAGUAAUUUGUACAUACAUAAAGUCCUAAGAAACUCUUUUAGGUAUUAAUUUUCUCUGUAAGAGAAGAAGAAUCCAUUUUUAUCUGGACAAAUAACUUGAGUGUUCGUAUAGAUAUGUUUGUUUUAAUUUAAUGAUUGUUCAUAUUCAAUUCUACCGCAUAACAAUGCAUAAAUUAUGCACAACAAAAAUUUCGAUCAAAAAUCGCUGCAAGACAUGAGAACAUCUAUCCCUCAUUAAUCACAAGAUCACGUUAUUUUCAUAGAUUUUUACAUAUUUCCAGCACUUGUUAUUUUUACAUUAUUUUGUACAUAUUUAAUGUAUAAUCUGUAUAAAGUAUAGAUUGGGAAUUUUAUGUUGUCAUUAUUUAACAUAAAGGUUUAACUGUUUCUCUGGGAACAUUGGAAUAUAAUCUACAAUGCAUUUAUUCACGUUAUAUAGACGUGAAAUACAUUCUUUUUAAUCAUGAAUAUGAAGAAAGUUAUUGACUUUUAUAAUAGUCCAGAUUGUUCAAAGAUUUUGUGCAUCGCAUCACUUUGUAACAUAGAUAUAUUCUUGAUAUCUCGCAAAGGAUUUGACCUACGGGUUCAUAUGCCAGAACCGGAGACAUCCAUUGUAUUUAUUAAUACUUUCAUGCACGACCUACACGACGUGACGGACGUGACUGCAAGCAAACGAAACGAUCAUUUUUAUCUAUUGGAUGUAUUCGGUAUAGAAUUUUAACGAGUUUCUGCAACCUCCUAAAUAUUUAGUAGUACAAUCGGCGCAAAUUUUUAUCUAAUCACUUAUGUAAACCACUUUGCAAGUAUUAGCCCGCAUUAGUAUAAGUUUGAAAAGAGCGAGUAAUAUUAAUAUGUCAUGAACAGAAAAUAGUUUGUCAGAUUCUUAGCCACGAAUGUUCAUUCUCAAUAAUUUUGUAUAAACGUGAAUGUUUAUCGUUUUAACUGGAAUGUAAAUUAAUAUUUCGUUUCGCGAAUACAGCACAUAAAUAGGUAACUGUCAUUGUUUUUGUCUUGUUCAGGACAUACGGAAUACGUACUCGCUAUCAAUAUGUCUAUACGGAUGAUUCAUUCACGGUGAAAAAUGUGAAAAUAUUUUUAUCUGCUUUUUAUCAAAAGUGACCAUCGGACAAAGAUCUAAGAUGGUACUUUACUGAAUUGUCUAGAUAAAUCAUCCGACAUCCACAUCCGAAGUGACAAAUCUAAAUUUGCUUUGAUCAUAUGCUAUUGUUCGUUUCACUAUCGCAAAGUAUCAUUGAGUGGUCAUGAUUUUGCGUGCAAUUGAUACACCAAAUAGUGUCUAAUGUUUUUUAAUACUGUUAUAAAUAAUGGAGAUUGCAUAUUAGAUAAAUACCGUGGUACUUUGUAUAGUUUUUUUGCAGUAUGUUAUUUAUUGUAUUAGAGGGAACCAGAGAAGCCCUGAAUGUCGAUCGAAUGAGAAAGUUGGGUAAUUAUUGAGACGAUUAUACUUGCGUGAUUUUGUAGUGUGAUGUUGAACAAUUUUUGUACGUACUCACUGCUUGGACUUGGUUUCCGAAAUAUUCUAAAAAAUGUAAUCAAUACGCAUGAUAAUUAUUUAUAAAAAAGCAGCGCACCAAUUUCGAUGAUCUUGAAAUCGGUAAGGAGAACAUGUAAUGAUCACCAGAAGUUGUUUAAUCGAAAUCGUACUUGUAGAAGUAUAAUAUUUUUGUGUUUAUAUGGAAAACGUGUUGUUAAAAGUGUACUCACAACAUUUUUGGGUUAGUAAAAACGGAAGAUAAUGAUGGGGAAAUCAAGAAUAACCGCAUAGUCGAAAUUAAAACAAAUUCAGUGGAUUUGUUUCUAAUUCGCAUUUAAAUUUUUGACAAUUAAUCUAUGAUAUUUACUUGUUUCAUUGGAAUUGAAUCUGCUGAAUGGUAUAUUAUGUCAGCAUUAGACUCUCGUCUAGGCAAGGUGAGAGUGUAUUUGCAUCGCGCUCGUCUUGUCUUAUGUUGCCUUGUCUCAUCUGAUCAUUGCUCGGCUCCGAAUUGUUGGUAAGAUAAGCAUGUAGCAUGAUACGUUUCAGUAAAAGUCUCGACGAAAUGUUCAGCGAAGGCGAGACAUCUUGAUGAGAGUGUACUGCUGGUAUUAGAAAUCAAAGGAAUUCUAUUUGAACAAGGGCAUUACAUAUUAAGUAUCUGCAGGAUAAUAUUUGUACUAUAUACUCUGUUAUUAGAUUUAAAUCAACGGAAUUGUCAUUUACACUCAUACACUGUCACCAGUUAGUAAAUUAAUUUGAAAUCGGUUACCUAUCAGAAUAUAGUAUGAUUUGUCGAAUA
Messenger RNA from Ceratina calcarata, 5135 nucleotides. RefSeq names its product ENL/AF9-related super elongation complex transcription factor (gene ear). The record is from RefSeq and is a predicted model, not a curated record. NCBI's taxonomy places the organism in Eukaryota, Metazoa, Arthropoda, Insecta, Hymenoptera, Apidae. Gene Ontology annotation, molecular function: chromatin binding. Bases 527 to 2740 code for a protein of 737 amino acids. The transcript is spliced from 3 exons. Gene Ontology annotation, cellular component: transcription elongation factor complex. Gene Ontology annotation, biological process: positive regulation of DNA-templated transcription.